UUAUUGGUCUACAAAACGUGCCACAAGAGAAAAACCCUGUGGUUAUUCUGCGCAUUUAACAGACUCUCCCUCCCUCCCCAUCUCCCCUGCCCCUUUCUUUUUUCCACCACAGCUCUGCUCCGGGCCAAUAGCUUCCAGUCUGUAACUCCCAACAAAUACCAGAGCUGCAGAAGAAAAUUCCAGUCCAGUUCGACACCAGUGAACAACAGAAGAACCAUGUCACCUUCAGAGGAAGCUGCCCCUCUUUCUUCUUCCUCAUUGUUUUCUCCUUCAUCUUCUCCUCCAUCUUUGUCUUCAGGCGGUGUCCCAGGGAAUGUCCUGGAUGGCUUCUCCCCACCUCAGGUGAUAGAUUACAACCUGCCCUCACAGGUCUCAAGAGGUCACUUCAGCCCUUCUACCCCAAUCUUUCUGAGGCGCGCCAGAGCCCAGGCAGCACCCAAGGACAUGCACCUGUAUCUGCCUCAUGACCAAGUGCUGGAGCGGGCAGAGUACUGCAUGGUGAGGCCCCAGACACCCAGCCCUGCAGAGACGGCUUCUGAUGGGUGUCAGGAAACAGAGUCCCUUCUUGGGGAUGCCAGAAGCAUCCACGGAGGCCCACACCCUGCUAGAGGGAAGGACAGGUGCUUGCCAGACCAAGAGCUAUCCCCCGGGGCUGGAGAGGACCCAGGAGAAAGGAAAACAGAAUCCGGAAGGAGAGAGGAGGGUGGGUCACAGCUGACAGAGGGGAAGAGGCUGGGCUUGAAGAAGUUAGUCCUCACCCCGGAGCAGAAGACAAAGCUGCUGGACUGGAAUGACUCCCUCCCUGAGAGUGUGAGCCUGGAAGCUGGGGCACAACCUGCCCAGAAAAGUGCUGACAGUGGUCGACGAGGCCAUGUGCUGAAACCAGUCAGCCCCUUGCUGCUCCCCUGGAGAGUGCGAGAGACCCCGCCAGCCCAGGGAAAGGCUCAGGAGAAGAUGGGGACCCCAGCUGAACGGGCUCCAGGGGAGCCAAGCGUCCCUCCACCCAAGUCCCCACUUCGGCUCAUAGCAAAUGCCAUCCGAAGGUCCCUGGAGCCCCUCCUCCCCAACUCCACCAAGCCAGAAUCAAAGCCCUUGCCCACCACCCAGCCACACUCCUGCACUCGCUCGUUCAGCCUUCGAAAAACCAGCUCCAGUAAAGACUGCAGCCAGCAGUCCCCAGGGAGAGACAUGGCACGCAGGACCUCAGCCUUCUUCUCCUGGGGCUCCCCACCUGCCAGGGCUGCCCAGCCUCCGCACCCUCGCCUUCCUGACCCUGCCUUCCGUACCCACAGUUUGCCCAACCGACCAUCCAAGGUGUUUCCUGCAUUAGUGUCCCCAUCCUGCCACAAGAUGGAAGAUGUCCCCACACUCCUUGAGAAAGUGAGUUUGCAGGAGACCUUCCCAGAUGCUUCCAGGGUUCCAAAGAGGAAGAUCUCUCUCUUCUCCUCACUCAGACUCAAAGACAAAUCUUUUGAGAGUUUCUUCCAAGAAUCCAAACAAAGAAAGGACCUCCAGGACCUCUUUAGCAUCCACAGGGGCAAAGGGGAGCCCGUGGACAGUGCCCAGCCCCUGGAGAAGCUGGCACAGCCUUUCACUAGCACCUGCCUGGAGCAGAGGGUCCAUCCUUCUCCAGACAAAGAUGCAAGUCCCAAACACACCCCUAUCCGAGUGCAGGUGACAGGGGCCGCCUCUUCUACGUCUUCCACCGGCUCCUCCUCUGGAGAUGAAGAGUUUCAUCCCCAGCCUUCGUUGCAGUCAAAGGAGAGGGAGACACUUAGAAGAAGGAAGCUGGAGAACGCAAUAAAACAAAUGGUUAAGCAAGAAGAAUUGAAAAGACUUCAUAAAGCUCAGGCCAUCCAGAGGCAGCUGGAGGAGGUGGAGGAGCGGCAGAGGGCUUCUGAGAUCCAAGGCGUGAGGCUGGAGAAGGCGCUGAGGGGGGAAGCAGAUUCAGGCACACAAGAUGAAGCACAGCUUUUGCAGGAAUGGUUUAAGCUGGUUCUGGAGAAGAAUAAAUUAAUGCGAUAUGAGUCGGAGCUACUGAUCAUGGCCCAAGAAUUAGAACUGGAAGAUCAUCAAAGCAGACUGGAACAGACAUUAAGAGAAAAAAUGCUCAAGGAGGAGAGCCAGAAAGAUGAGAGCGAUCUGAACGAGGAGCAAGAAAUACUCAGCGAGAUGAUGCAAGUAAUUGAACAAAGGGACAGACUCGUGGACUCCUUAGAGGAACAGCGCAUAAAAGAAAAGGCUGAAGACCAGCACUUUGAAAGCUUCAUAUUCUCCAGGGGCUGUCAGCUGAGUAGGACGUGAGCAGCCCAAGGCCCUGGCCCUGGAUGCUGGCUGAGGAUCAGGCCGGGCACACCUCACUCACUCACGGUUCCUUUGGCAGGAUUUGCCAUACGUGGAACUUAAGUGAUGCCCUAUUGCAAUUUCUUCUUAAAAUUCUCCCAUAUGGAGUACAGCUGCCCAAGACCCUUCCAGAGAUUAUAAUGACGAAUAUACAAAGAUGGUUAGGGAAUUGGCAGUCACUUUGGCAUGUCUCACAUUGGAAGUGACCUUGGCAGAUGACCAGCAUUGUUUUCCCUGGAAAGUGACACAGGGAUCGACUUUCCUGCUGUUUUUAUCAUUUAUCUCCCCAAUUCAUUGAGUUACACAUCUUAAGAUUUUUACAAAGCUGCCUUUUCAUUAAUAUAUCCAUAUUUGCCCUUUUUUUUUUUUUUCAUGGAUGACCAGUUUCCAAAUGUCAGAAAGAAGCAGCCACAGUUUAAAGAUUAGGUUAAUAUUUAAAAAUUGUGUUUCCAGAGAAAGAGGAGAAACCUUGAGAUUACUGAUUACAUAAAGCAAAUAACUCAUAUAGCAGGUGUUAAUUCAAUCCAGGGUGAAUUUAAUUUACCAGUUGUAUUUAUAAGCCUUAAUAUAAUAUACAUAAGA
Molecule: messenger RNA, 2925 nt
Organism: Panthera uncia (snow leopard)
Lineage: Eukaryota; Metazoa; Chordata; Mammalia; Carnivora; Felidae
Product: F-actin-monooxygenase MICAL2-like
Exons: 9
Source: RefSeq, a predicted model, not a curated record